GUAUUGAAGGAAGCAAGCGAAAAUCGUAUGUUCAUACACCAUGCCGAUAUCCUUAAAACCGACGUUGGUCGUAUUUGGUCUGAAGCCGGUCUUGAGCGUGUUCCAUGGGAUAAUGAGAUUCCAAAAAUGCAUGUCAUCGGCAAUCUUCCAUUCCUGCGUGAAAUGCUUUACCGUCGAGGGCCAUGGUCAUUUGGUCGUGUACCAUUAUUGCUAACAUUUCAAAUGGAAGUGGCCGAGCGACUUUGUGGUCCCAUUGAUUCACCAUUUCGAGCCAGAAUUUCAAUUAUGUCAUCGUUUCUUACCGAACCCCAACUAAUUUUCAAAAUACCAGGCAUGAAGUUUGUUUUUUUUUUUUGCGAAGGCAGUUUUGUAGGUGAAAAAUUUUUGCAAAUUUUUUGGAAAGCCGAAAUUUUUGCAAAUUUUUUUGGAAAGCCAUGUUUGGUCGUUUUUCUGUUUCUGGAAACUGCAUCUCUGUGUAUGCUUUUCCUUUAUGGACAAUUGCAUUUUGAUGAUAUUUCAGGACGAUGCUUUGUUCCUCGACCUAAAAUUGAUGUCGGUAUUGUUCGAUUUGUACCGCGCAGAGAUCCUCUGAUUAAAACUUCAUUUGAGGUUGUUGAAAAAGUCUGCCGACGCAUUUUUAACUAUAGGCAAAAAUACGUCGUCAAAGGCGUUCGAAGUCUGUAUCCGAAGGAGCUCGCCAUAACGCUGGCCGAUGAUGUGCUGUCUCGGUGUCGAAUUGAUCCAACAACCACCUCAAUUCGGCUUGGCGUCGAGCAAUUCGCUGAUAUUUGCUAUGUAUACGAGGAGCAUUGUCGGAAGUAUCCUGGAGUGUUUUUGUAUGAGCAUUCCAAUCAGGGUCGCACUUUGGAACAGCUCUCUCGAUUACCAAACGCUUUGCCACCAAAAAAUCCUUUCGAUGGCGAAUUUCCAACCGAAGGCGUAGCACUGUCAAAAGCCGCCCCGAUAUUUUCGGAUGGUAGAUUCGUGUAG
Messenger RNA from Gongylonema pulchrum, 990 nucleotides. The record is from the annotation of a GenBank genome assembly. NCBI's taxonomy places the organism in Eukaryota, Metazoa, Nematoda, Chromadorea, Rhabditida, Gongylonematidae.